UUGGGUGUUCCGGUUCUCCAGCCGCACAUCCUGAACACUGUCUCCGCUUUGUUGGGCUUUGCCGCUAGUUGUGAAGCCCUCACACGUUGCUAUUCUCUGGCAUUAGGGACCGAGAAAGAGACGGAAAACGACUUAUCAGGCCUCGGCAACUGACUUUCGCCGUUACACCAAUGCGUAUUGCCUCAACUGCGCAAGCGCCGCAGCCCGCAGCGGACCGGGGCUGCGUGGGGAAGGUGGGGGGCGAGGGGCAGAUCCUAUGACUGCACUUCCGGCGCGGGGCCGGGCCGACUUCCAGAGUCAGAGCCGGGACAGCAGCAAUGGCGAUUUUCAGUGUGUAUGUGGUGAACAAAGCAGGCGGCCUGAUUUACCAACUGGACAGCUACGCGCCACGGGCCGAGGCUGAAAAAACUUUCAGUUACCCGCUUGAUCUGCUGCUCAAGCUACAUGACGAACGUGUGCUGGUUGCCUUCGGCCAACGCGACGGAAUCCGGGUGGGGCACGCAGUGCUGGCCAUCAAUGGCAUGGACGUGAACGGCAAAUACACGGCUGAUGGGAAAGAGGUGCUGGAGUACCUGGCCAACCCUUCUAACUACCCGGUGUCCAUUCGGUUCGGCCGACCCCGCCUUACCUCCAAUGAGAAGCUCAUGCUGGCCUCUAUGUUCCACUCGCAGUUCCCACGGUCUCUUCUGACUGACUCAGGCCAUAAUGUCAACUCAGCAGAUAGGACCACUUCAGUGGAAAAGUGUGGGAAGCACUCCGUCCUUACAGCAGAGGGGUGCAUUCCCAGCUUUGCCUCCUUUGCAAAUAGGCUGUUCGCAAUCGGCUCCCAGCUGUCUCCUGAACAGGGCAGCUCAGGCAUUGAGAUGCUGGAGACAGACACAUUCAAACUACACUGCUUCCAGACACUGACAGGGAUCAAGUUUGUGGUGCUGGCAGACCCUAGGCAAGCUGGAAUAGAUUCUCUUCUCCGAAAGAUUUAUGAGAUUUAUUCAGACUUUGCCCUCAAGAAUCCAUUCUACUCCCUGGAAAUGCCCAUCAGGUAGGUGUGAGCUGUUUGACCAGAACCUGAAGUUAGCCCUGGAGGUGGCGGAGAAGGCUGGGACUUUUGGACCUGGGUCAUAGGCUGAGCCUGCAAUGGACACCCCUCCCCACAAAUUCUGAGAGAUCCUGCAGCAGAGGUCCUGCUGUUUCCACUCCAGUGGAGAGCCCAGAAGCCUUGUUAGUGCACUUGAGAAUGGGAGGAUGUUGAGCCUGAUGACGUGUACUGAUCCCCAAGCCUUAAGACCAUGCUUUCUUCCCUCCUGUAUCUAUCAUGGUCCUACUUCCCAACUCAGUAGUUUUAUUUAUGGAGGAGGUAGGCCCAUAAAUGUGCUGUAAUAAACAUUCCUUUGAUCUCA
Messenger RNA from Rhinolophus ferrumequinum (greater horseshoe bat), 1397 nucleotides. It is a transcript of the gene TRAPPC4, whose product is annotated as trafficking protein particle complex subunit 4. Lineage: Eukaryota; Metazoa; Chordata; Mammalia; Chiroptera; Rhinolophidae. The coding region runs from base 318 to 1043 and encodes 241 amino acids. Gene Ontology annotation, cellular component: TRAPP complex. The record is from RefSeq and is a predicted model, not a curated record. The transcript is spliced from 5 exons. Gene Ontology annotation, biological process: endoplasmic reticulum to Golgi vesicle-mediated transport.